Messenger RNA from Hylaeus volcanicus, 3575 nucleotides. RefSeq names its product GATOR complex protein MIOS (gene mio). Bases 937 to 3522 code for a protein of 861 amino acids. Gene Ontology annotation, molecular function: protein binding. Gene Ontology annotation, cellular component: cytoplasm. NCBI's taxonomy places the organism in Eukaryota, Metazoa, Arthropoda, Insecta, Hymenoptera, Colletidae. The record is from RefSeq and is a predicted model, not a curated record. The transcript has 15 exons. Gene Ontology annotation, biological process: cellular response to amino acid starvation; positive regulation of TORC1 signaling.
AAAGCUGGUGAGUAUUCGUAUAAAUUAAUUAGUAAUUAUUUGCUAAAAAUUAGCAAUUAUUUGGAAAAGUAUUAUCAUUACGUGUUUUUUGUUCAUUAUUGUACCUGAAAAACGGGAAAAACUAUUUAGUAAUUCACACUUCACGUACUCUCCAUUGGGGGCAGUGAUGGACAUUCGUGGGAUUUUUCCCUCGAGGGAUUCCUUCCUGCGCAUGCGUAAGCUGACGUCACAGCUACAUGUCGUCUGCUACCAUUUUUAUUUAAAUGUAUUCAGUUAAUAUUGGUAAGGCAUAUCCUUCCAAUAUAUGAUUGUACAUGUAUGUUUCAUGUAUUUGUGUCUUAUGUUCAUUUUUAUGUGCAAUAUUUUUGUUCGAAUACUGGUAAGGUUUUCUGCAGUCUCCUUCUUCUUGGCAAUAAAUGUUGGUAUUCAUGUAAUAAAUCAGCUGUAGACAUAAAAACUAAAUACAUAAUGAAUUGUUUUCCACUUUUCAUUGUAGAUCUAUGCUAUUUUCCUUCAUACAAACUUUUCUCUUUCCCUAUAACUUCCUUACAUUUUGUUCCUUACUGGGAUCCAAUGGUACCCUAAAUUCUAAGUAAGUGUAUACAGCAGUGAGGACUGCAACGCUCGCUCCAGUGCGCAUGAUCAGGAAAAUCCCACGAAUGUCCAUCACUGAUUGGGGGCGCUAGUUUACCUCCUGCGCACCCUUAAGCGGCGGAUUAAACUUCAGCAUGAAUGAAUUUAUCACUAUUAUCAUGAUUAUUAUGUAGUUUAUUAACGUGUUAUCAAAUUUUUAUGAAACAGUGGGAAAAAACGAAAAUUUGAAUAUAUUAUACUUAAAUGGAAACGUUUAAUAAAUAGAAAAUUAUGUUUGAGGUGAAAAACAAUAAAGUAAUGUAUUUCAUUUUUGUGUACAAAGUUUUAUAAAGUUAUAAAAAAAUGAGUAGUGUGAAACUCGAUGUACAGUGGUCUCCUGUCCAUGCAAAUAAAUUCAUUACUUGGGGUACUGAAAUUUGUCUAUAUGAAGUCACACAAGUAAAAGACAGUAUUAGACAAUUAUAUGCAAAGAUUUCUGAUUCUACUGUAGCUUAUUUACUUGCUACAAAUACAAAUCACCAUUAUGUUAAAUGCAUAGAUAUAUAUCCUCAGUUGGAACCAGAUAUAUUGUUAGCUGUUGGACAAGCAAAUGGAAAAGUUGUUUUGACUACAUUUGGCCCUACAGUUUUUGAUUCUCAAGGUCUUAGCGGAAAAGAACUAGUUCCAAAACAUGCAAGACAAUGUAACACAGUUGCUUGGAAUCCCAUAGAUACAAAUUUAAUCGUAUCUGGUUUAGAUAAACAUAGUAAAGAUCAUUCCAUCUUAUUAUGGGAUAUAAAUAAAGGUGUGCAAAGUUCUGAAAGAGUGCAUCACCAUACUACAAUACAAACAGAUUCUGCAAGACCUAUAGCAGAAGUAAGCGUUUCCGAAACUGUACAUUCUGUUGCUUGGUUUAAACAUGAACAAAAAUGUAUGGCAGUUGGAGCAAAUAAUAAGCAAUUGAAAAUCAUUGACUUUAGAGAUUCUGCAAAAGUAAUAAAUACAGCAGCGACUAAAGCUGUUUAUAAUGUAUCAGUUAACCCACACAAUAAUUACCACUUAGUCUCCAGCAUUGACAAUCAAAUAACAAUUUGGGAUACACGCUGUUUUGAAAAACCUGUUUUAACGUUAUCGCAAGGUAGACAAAUUACUAAAGUUCUAUGGUGCCCUACGAGACACAAUCUCUUGGGAGCUUUACAAAAGGACUCUGUGACAUUACAUUUGUAUGACAUUCAACACUGUGGAACUGGUGGAGGAGAAGAUACAGAACCUGGAGCCUUAGAAAGAACAGUUGCACCACCUUGGCAUAAUCCUUUAAGUUUUUCAUGGCAUCCAACCCAUGUGAAUAGGUUAUUGGCAAUAUCACAACAAGGACUCACAGAUUAUACAGUUUGUGAAAGAAUUACAGUAAAUUGGUCUACGCGAUCCCAUCUUGCUUGGAAUCAUGCUUCUAAGUCAUUUAAAUAUAUUUGCAGCAAUGACAACAUAUACAAAGCGUUAGAUGACAUUUCUAUAUUAACUAAAACACGUGCAAGUUUGGAAUAUGGAUUACUUCCAGAACUGACUCAGAAUGGUGAUCUGGCCGAGGAUGAUACUCUAAAGAACUUGUGGCAAUGGCUGUAUUUAAGUCGUUAUUUGGUAGAAGAUGGCGCAAUAUCUAGUCCAGACAAUAAACAUCCUGGAGUCAGAACAGUCCUAAAAUUAGACGGCCAACAAGGAUCUAAUGGUUUCUUGAAAUCAGAAUUGAUGCAUCGACCCUGGUCAGAUAUAGGAUCAAAUUAUACUGCAAAAAUUUAUAGAUCUCCAGAUAGAGAUAAGGGACUGCUUUUAUGCGGUUGGAGAUUCGACAAGGAUACAAACACUCCUUACGAUAAUUUAUUUUUAGAAAGGUUAGAAAGAGAAGGAGCAUAUCCGAGAGCAGCGGCGAUAGCAGUAUUUAAUUUGUGUUUACGACAAGCUAUAGAAAUUUUGAAUCGAGGAGCUAGUAAAAUGUCGAUGUCCGCAAAUUUAAAUAUUGUCGCUAUGGCUUUAUCGGGAUUUUCUGAAGACAGAAACAGUAUGUGGCGGGAAUCGUGCUUAAAAUGUAGAGCGCAACUUUCAGAUCCAUAUCUAAGAGCAACUUUUGCUUUUUUGACGGCAGAUGAUUCAUAUGAAAACGUUUUAAAUGAAAAUGGUAUGGCAGUUGAGGACCGAGUAGCGUUCGCGCUUAUGUUUUUAUCGGACAAUAAAUUGAACGAAUAUUUAAAAAAAUUGACCCAAAAUCUAACUGACGAGGGAAAUUUAUCCGGUUUCCUUUUAACAGGUGCAAGUUUCGACAGCAUACAAUUAUUAAAUCGAUAUUUAGAAAUUACCGGUGAUGUUCAAAGUUGUAGUCUCAUAGCUAUUAGGGCAUUUACUCCGAAAUUACUCCAAGAAAACCAAGUUCAAGUAUGGAUUACUAGUUACAGAGAUCUGCUGAAUGCGUGGAAAAUGUGGACUCAAAGAGCACAUUUUGACAUUGCAAUGCGAUCUGCAACGAAUGAAAAACCUCCGCAACAAAUAUACGUAUCUUGCAAUUUUUGUGGUAAAAGCAUAUCUGCAUUUAUGCAAGGUCUAAGUAGAACAAGGGGUCCGUUUGGUAGAUUAGGAAGUACACCCAAUAAGUUAAAGAUGUCUUCUUGUCCAAAUUGUCGAAAACCAUUACCACGAUGUGCAAUUUGCUUGAUGCACAUGGGCACCGUAAGCGGAUUACAAAUGACAACAUCUGGUGUUAGUAGAAACGAAGAAUGUGAUAAUAAACUAACAGAGUUCAGUAACUGGUUUACAUGGUGUCAAACAUGUAGACACGGUGGCCAUGCUGAUCAUAUUACACAUUGGUUCAGGCAACAUUCUGAGUGUCCAGUAACAUCAUGUACUUGUAGAUGCUUCUCCUUAGAUGCAUCAUGCAAAAUAGGAGUGGGUAUCUCAUAAACAGAAACCAUGCGUUCUAGGAAUUUUGAAUAGUACUGACAGUGACUUUUAUA